Molecule: messenger RNA, 1257 nt
Organism: Macrobrachium nipponense
Lineage: Eukaryota; Metazoa; Arthropoda; Malacostraca; Decapoda; Palaemonidae
Product: protein fem-1 homolog CG6966-like
Exons: 7
Coding region: 1-1257 (418 amino acids)
Molecular function (GO): protein binding
Source: RefSeq, a predicted model, not a curated record
AUGGACGGGAAAAUGGGUUCUUUCGAGUGCGUCGCAAACUCGCUUUCGUCGGCCACUGAAAGCUGCUGCAAGAUGGUCAAGGACUGGAUCGAAGAUUCAUUACUGUCGGGCGGCAGCGUUUUCCUUGGACAUCUAGACUGUGCCAGAGUUCUCGUUGAACAAGAAAUGCGAAUGUGGAAGAACUCAGCACAGGCAGUACUUUUGAACACUGUUUCUAUUCUCAUAUACUGGGAAAAUUUCAAAUAUUCGUUUAAAAGUCCAGGGUUUGCUUUGGUUUGUGUACGAUUCACGGGAGAUUCUUGCACGGAGCUCGGCCUCUGUGGUGCGCUACCGUCGGGGACCAGUACGCUGGUUAUUGACACCUACCUCCUUUCCAAAGGAGCCAAUGUGAAUGGCAUUACCAGAUUCAAAAGCACUCCUCUGCGAGCAGCGUGUAUCCAUGGCCACCUCGAUAUUGCCAAACUUCUUGUGGCACACGGAGCCUCCACCGAGACUACUGAUCCAUACUCGUUCACUUGUCUGAUGCUCGCUGCUCACAACCGCCGUCUGGAAAUUGUCCCUGCACACGAGGAGUUCAGAGAAGUCACCACCUUAGAGCAACUAGAGGCCAUAGAGACUGACUUCGAGUCAGUCCACGUCAGUCCUCUCCUCGUGAAGGCGAGGGUUUUAGGACCCGAUCAUUUACCACACUGCUAUAUAUCCGGGACGCAGGUCUCGACUACGCAAAUGACGGUGCUUUCAAGCAAUGCAUCAACCGUGGGUUCACGCUAUCGAAGUGCAAUAUUCCGGCUAAAACCACUCAACCACGCUAGGCUCUACCACUUCAGGUCAUUCGUGGGGCUGUUUUCAUCCCUGACGGACGCAGAGCAUCCACAGCUCUCGUCCUCUCAGAUACACACUUUCAGGAGUGCGUUGUAUCAACUACUGAAGAAGGAUCCAAGGGAUGCAGCGGGUUGGAGCCUUCUCCACAUCGCCUGCUGUAGAAGCUUUAAGCUCAUGGACGGGUUUUCAGUGCCGGUGUCUAGCACUCCUAGAAAGACAGUCAUCGACCUCCUGCUGGACACCGGUGCAGAUCCUUGCGCCACCGACAAGGAGGGCAACACGCCCCUCCACACGCUUUUGCCAAAAAUGAGGAUGCUCCAAGGCAUGGUCGAGUCACUUCUUUUGCGAGCCGGUGGUCACUUAGACGCCAUGAAUAGCCGAAGGCAGACGUUCUGGUCACUGAGGGGUUGUUCCCUGGGAACCCGUUCUUUCUAA